Messenger RNA from Acanthopagrus latus (yellowfin seabream), 4672 nucleotides. It is a transcript of the gene fhdc4, whose product is annotated as FH2 domain containing 4. The transcript is spliced from 12 exons. The coding region runs from base 421 to 2964 and encodes 847 amino acids. The record is from RefSeq and is a predicted model, not a curated record. Lineage: Eukaryota; Metazoa; Chordata; Actinopteri; Spariformes; Sparidae.
ACUCCAGCCAACACACCUUCAGCAAUCCCAGAGUUCCUCCUGCUGGGAAGGUGUGGGCUGCCAUGGAAGUCCAUGAGUUACCUGGGCGUGUCGCUCGUACGCAGGUAGUUUCGCCACUCGGCUCUUGCUCUAUCCAGGUUGUUGUCGCCCUUUACCCCGCUGCGGAGUUUCAACACGUCGACGAGGGGAUAACACCGUGAACACCGACACACUGAUAACCGGACAGCAGCUGAAUCAAGACUAAAGUCUGAAUGCAUCAUCCUGACUGACAACAUUUUGGACAAGUCCCUUCAGCUCAGUAAACAGUCAUUCAGAGGAGCUUACAUUUCACUGCAGUUCUUUAUUGGAUUUAAUCCAAGCCAAAUGUGUCACUGACAACAUGGUAGCAUCCCAUACCUGCUGACUGCUCCUUGACAAAAGAUGCAACCAGGAGGUCCUCCCGCUCCACCACCACCUCCUCCACCACCACCCCCUCCUCCUCCUCCUCCUCCUCCUCCUCCUCCAGCAUUUGGCCUCCCUCCACCACCACCACAUGGCGCGGGCCUAUUUGGAAAAGGCGGGCGCCGGAGCUCCAGGAUGCGCAAUUUCAACUGGGAAACCCUUCCAAAACACAGUGUGAUAGGAAAGCACAACAUCUGGACAGCAGAUAAGUCAGAUGAGGAAUAUGAGCUGGACACUGAUCACAUGGAGGAGCUGUUCAGCCACAAGCAGGACCAGAAGAAACUCAAGGCCUUGAACCGCCAGAGUCUGAGGGGCCUGCCUACUGCUGCCUCAGGAGGGGAGAUGGUUUCCAUCCUCAGCUCCAAGAGGAGCAUGAACCUUGGAAUUUUCCUGAAGCAAUUCAAGCGGCCUGUAAAAGACAUGAUUAAAGAUAUCAAAUCAGGAAGUAAUCUCAGUUUUGCUUCUGGAAAACUCAGGGAGCUGUCCAAGAUGCUGCCAGAUGAAGGGGAGGAGAAACAGCUGAAUGGUUUUAAGGGUGAUCCUGGUGCUCUUCCCGAAGCAGAUCUGUUUAUGCUCAUGCUUGUCAAGAUUCCCAGUUAUGUAGAGCGCAUCAGCUGCUUGGUGCUCAAAGAGGAAUUCUUCCCCCUCAUGAAUGAAAUGAAAGAAUUCAUCAGCACUUUGACAGCUGCUGGACAGGAGCUGCUGGAGUCAGACAGUCUCCAUUCUGUCAUUCGCCUGGUACUGAAGACUGGAAACUACAUGAAUGCUGGUGGAUAUGCAGGCAGCGCGAUUGGCUUCCGAAUGGCUUCUCUGUUGAAGUUAGCAGACACCAAAGCAAACAAACCAGGGAUGAACCUCAUGCAUUAUGUUGUGAUGCAAGCUCAGAGGGCAGACACGGGCCUGCUUACAUUUACAGAGCAACUCAAAAACGUUGAAGCUGCAGCAAGAAUAAAUAAAGGUGAAAUUGAAGCAGAGUUUGCAAGACAGGUAAAGAAAAUACAAGUCGCUAAAGAAGACGCCUUAAAGCAGGAGGAACUAAAAGCACAAAUGGAGGACUUCCUAAUGGAAGCUGAAGUCUGCUUGGCAGAAACAGAGAGUGAUCUCCAGCAGUUACAGUCAGUGAGUGACUCUGUGGCUGAGUACUUCUGUGAAGACCCAAAGAAAUUCAAACUGGAUGAGUGUUGCUCCAUUUUCAACUCUUUUUGUGAGAAAUUUAUGCGGGCCAUGCAGGAAAACAAGGCUCGAGAGGUGGCAGAAGUGCAGCGGAGACACAGAGACAGAUUGCAGAAUGCUUCCAAGCGCAGAUCCACAGCCACCUGCUCCAGUAGAGACAAGGAAAUGGAAGGAGUUGCAUUAGAGUCCGUGCUACACAAGUUCCUCACCAAUCGUGGAUCUCGGAGGAAACUAGGAAGGCCGUCAUCUUCUAAUGGAAGCCCUACGAGUGGCAGUCCCAACAAUGGGAGCCUAUCAGAAAUUACUUCUGAAGUGAACCUCCCUACUGGAAAACAAAAGAAAGGAGGCUUUUCUAAAAUCGAGGAGAUUGGCAGAAAAAACUGGAAUUCAGCAGGUGAACUCACAGAGAACUCUUCCCAAAAGAACGUCCAGUCUAAAAGUGAGGACAACAAGGCAACAACUGUCAUUCCUCGUGAAGAAGAGACAAACAAUUUUAAAAAAGAGGAAAGAAAAGAGGACCCUAUAAGUCUUACACGCCCAGCCAAUAGGACCACCAGCAUUUCCUCCUCAGGCAGAUCUUUCUCAGCAGCCACUGAUGAUGAUGAAGAAGAUCUGCAGGACAAUAAUGAGGAGGAGGCCCAAAAGUUGCGAGAAGCAUCUAGAAAGGUUUUGCGCUUUCAGAACAGCCGUAGCAGUGUGUCAUCUGGGGACUAUUCUUUGGAAAAUCAAAAAUCUCCUGGUGCUAGUAAAAUCUUACCUCGUCAACGCACCUUCGAUGAGGAAACAGAGAGGUAUCCUGGAGACCCUACCAACGACGAAUUAGUCACAUUUUUGCUUGCUCCUCAGUCCUCCUCAAAGCGUAACCUUGGCCGCCGUCAUACUCUGCCUACCAAAGUCUCUAAAACUGAGGAUGGGGACGAUAGCGUGUGGGCUCAGCCUCCCAUGAGAACUCCUAAAUCUGCAGCAAGAGUAAAAGAGCCGCUGCAGGCAGAGGGUGGUGGACACAGUCCCUCAAAACAAGUCUUUGACUUUUCUGAAGUAUCUCAAAACUUUAAAAAAUCUGGUGCUCAAGACCAGGAUUCCCCAUCGGCAGAAAAGAAAAGCAAGCCAAAUGUUACUGAAACCAAUGUUCCAGAUAACGGGCCUGGACAGCACAACCAGGAGGGCAAAUCUGUGGAGCCCACAGGCAACCAUGUACAGAGGAAUAGUGAAAAUGUUCCACCCAAGAGCACAUGGAUUAAGACUGAAACCACUGGACUGUUUUUUAGCUUUUUAAAACGCCUUGGAGACAUGAGCAAAGCGCAGACCAGCAAGGAAACUGUCCAAAAGGCCAGUGGUUCUGGUGUAUAAGCUUUGAAAGAUAUCAACUUUAAAGUCAGGGAAGCACAUGUAACUUUAGUGUUGCUCGUAAUUAAAGGCAUACUAUGCAGGAUUUGUUGUUACAGUUUGUAAACAUACUAUUCAGAGAUGCCCCGCUCCCCUGUUCAAAGUUCAACGGAUAGAGAAAGAGCAGCCGUAGCAGAGCGAAGUCUAUUUUGUGAUUGUUUCAUGGCUGUAACGUUAUAAAGCACAGUUAAAAACGCCCACACUUUUGCACACUUCGGCUGGAAGGUGCUGUGUGUUUCGAUUUGAGUGAAUGUCAGCUAAAAGCAGGCUUCAUCCUGUCCGCUGUUUGCCCAACCCUCAUUGUAUGGUGACUACACAUCACUGCCAAAGGUUGACGCCCAGAAACGUCCCAAACACAGCAAAUUGCUAUGAAAAUAAGAAAAUACAGGCAGAGUGUCUGCUGAUUUAGAGGGAUUAUUUUUGUAUGAUGAACUGUUUUUAUUCCUGCAUAUUGUACCUUUAACUGGUCUUGGUGAUGAUGUUGUGUUUCUUUCUAUGUUAAUAUUGUGAAUUGAUGAUAAGGUUGUAAGGAGACAGAGAAGGUUUGAGGAAAGUGGGCUUGCUGGAGAGUCUUUUAAAUGAGGAAGGUCCAUUGUGUAUGUUGGACCACUAGAUGGCAGACUGCAACAGUUAAACGUUGCAGUCUGUUGCAAACUGGUGCUCAGAAAAUCGGGGUGUUGUUGAUUUCCAGGCAGUCUCUCCCUUGUCCAGUAAACAAAAGAGCAAUGGGCACACUCACUGUAAAUACCACUUUUUCAUCGUGUUUCAUCCAAUCAUAGUAAUAUUACUCUGAUAGCAUGGCAUCGUCCACAUCAGGUGGAUAUAUGUAUUUAUACAGUGUGUGUUCCUUGCCUGGAUUAAAAUAUACAAUCCUGCAGAAUGUAUUGAGAAAGUAAAUGAAUGUUGAGUAUGAGAGGGUAUAGUUAAGUCAGACUGCAUGUAAAAUCUUGCUUGAUUGUUAUUUUUGAUACAUCGAUAAAUUACUAUUUGCUGCACAUUCUUGAAUUCAGUAUUGUUAUUUUUCUAUUUCACAGUGAUAACAUCUUUGUUUGUAGCCUCUCUAGUUUCCUCCUCUGUCGUUGUCACAGGAUUGCAUCAAAAAUGCUGAUUGUUGGGAUGCUUUCAGGGUCUUACUCAAUUCAGCCAUUGUUUUGGGCUUAAAUGGGUCAGUGUUACAAAGGCAGCCUCUAUCUGAGCAGAGCUGAACCAUGGACUGUCAGUGGCAAAGUGAAGGGUGCUGAUCUCAAAUUAACUUGAGAAGAGAUUAUCAUGGUUAAAGGGCUAACUCCAGGUGGCCGAUUAACAUGUAGACAAGAACCAACGUCCAUGAAUCUAGCACUUUACACUGCUUGUGGCAAUGUCAGGGCACGGCCACAUGGGUCACAGCAUGGGUCGACAUAGGAGCUGUACCAUAUUAUGCUUAUAAGAACUAUUUUCAGCAGUGUUGCAAUAAGGUAAUAGACACGACCCUUUAUUUAUUAUAAUUGUUCUCCUUUAGUCACUGACCUCAGUGAUUGGAAUGAUUUUCAUGUUUCUUUGUUGUAAAAUAUAUUUAAGACUGAAAUGUUUGUCCAUGAAAAAUACACACAAACACAUUUUAUUGUUACUAAAUCUAAGUUUCCAAGUUGUACUUUCAUCAGUGAGGGUGGAAAAUAAAUGUAUAUGAGAAUCA